AUGUCCAAAAACCAAUUCGAUUUGUUGGGAGAUGAUUCGCUAGUUAAAGAUUACGAAAAACACAGAAUCAUUAAUGAAAGAAAUCAACCACUACUCUUCCGAUCACUAAAAGAAAAAGAAAAAUCGAAAAAGCGAACCAAAAGAGCUGAAUUUGAACUAAUAUAUGAUAUUGAGUAUUUGUGGUUUAUAGUAUUGGAGUUUCUUCCUUUGAGAGAUUUAUUAAGAUGCUCCGUAGUGAAUAAAUUCACAUGUGGAUUGAUUCAUUCCUAUAAUUGUUAUGGAGAAAUAUUGAAAAGAGAUUUCUUUAAUAACAAUGAAAAUGAUAAGAAAGAGAUGGGAAAAAUUGUAAAGAAUAUCGAUAAUACUGGAGUUUUUGCUUACUUGAUUCAGGAUUUUAUUGGAAAAGCCAAGUUAACUCCUCAAAAAUUACAAACAAUUAAGAAUACUAUUAUGCAAGAACCAGACUCUAAAAUGAAGAGAAUAUUUGGAAAGAUUUAUUUGGCCAUUGAGGAGGAGAUUGAAAGUGUACAAGAAGAGGCAGAGCUAUUGAAGCAACAUGUUAGAAGCUUCUUGAUUGAAAAGCUUUCUAAAAAGAAGACUGAAAAUAUGAAAACUAAGGUUAAGGAAUGUGCUCACAACCAUUGUGCAAUUUCUCAAAUCAGUUUACCUCCAUUUACAUUCAGACUCGAGUGCUUGGAUUGUAAAGUGGCUGCAAGUACCAACUUUAGGCCAGAAAAUGUUUUCAGAAAGGAAGUUCGAUCAAGACUAUGUAGAUACCGAGUUCUGGACACAUCAACCAAAUUUGACAAGUAUGUCUUGAAUACUACUUCACAUUCUUUUGAAUUUGAUCCAGAUACUGUGUAUAAUUGCUAA
Molecule: messenger RNA, 873 nt
Organism: Naegleria gruberi
Lineage: Eukaryota; Heterolobosea; Eutetramitea; Acrasida; Naegleriidae
Exons: 1
Coding region: 1-873 (290 amino acids)
Source: RefSeq, a predicted model, not a curated record